Cotesia glomerata is the source of this 1755-nucleotide messenger RNA. RefSeq lists its product as uncharacterized. The record is from RefSeq and is a predicted model, not a curated record. Bases 390 to 1646 code for a protein of 418 amino acids. The transcript has a single exon. NCBI's taxonomy places the organism in Eukaryota, Metazoa, Arthropoda, Insecta, Hymenoptera, Braconidae.
CUACAGAAAAUUUAAUUCUUUAAAUUUUCUUCUAUCUAACUUUCUAUUUUAAUUUCUGCGACUGAUUAUUAACGAUCACGUGUUACUUAAGAAGUCAGUCAACUGCAAUUAAAAAUCACAAAUAAGAUAAAAAUAAAAAUAAAAAAAAUCGAGAAAUACUGUUUACUGUAAAUAGAGAUAAAAAUAACAAUACCGAUAACACUUUAUCAGAUAACACCUGUGCAUCGUUAAUACAUAAUUAUUAUUUGCCUCACAUGGCGUCUAUCAGCUCGGCAGACCGAUAUAAAUUUACAGUGGUAAUAACUUUUUAUGCCACAUUGUCAAUUUCUCAUGAAACGCGUGCAAGCGAAAAACAAACGUACAAUUAUCGUGUUAAUAUUUAAUAAAAAAUGACUUCUGCUUCAAAGACUUUAGAGUGGUUGAAGCUUGAAAUAAUACCAGAAGUGCUUAAAAUAUUGAACAAAAACAAUGACCAAAUUGAAUCGAUAUCCACUUCUAGCAACGAUACCUACGCAUUAUCAGAGGUCAAUUUUAUAGACAUAGUGUUCACUAACUACGAAACGCUUAAUUUAGUGAUAAAGAGCCCUCCUCUUGUAAAAAACCACUUAGUACAGUUCAAUAUUAGGCAAAUUUAUACUAAUGAAAUCAUUUUUUACAAACUUUUUGCCAAAAAUGCCUUGAAGGGAAUUCCCAAAUUUUAUUACGGCUCUGUUAAAGAUCCAAUUGAAAAAAGUGUUAUCGUCCUGGAGAAUGUCACUGAAAAAGGCUUCAAAUUGUGCCCCACUGUUUUUGACAUGCCUUUUUGGUAUGUAAUUAGCGCUGUACGCGAACUGGGGUAUUUUCAUGGUACGUAUUAUGCAUUCAAGGAACGUGAGUUAGAUAAAUUUAUGAAAAUAGUUAACGGUAUCAAAGAAGCCUGGUUUAUUGAUGGAAAUUUUGUGUCUAAUGUUAUAAAGACAGUUGGAAGCCGACCGGUCGAGUGGUUGCGGAAAAUUGACUAUGAUGAUAAUUUCUGCAAGAAAAUGGAACAUCACUUGAGUGAUGCAUUUAGUACGAUAAUGCUCGAUGCUAUAAAACCUGUUGAACCACUAGCUACUUUGUGCCACGGGGAUUUCACACGGAGUAAUAUGCUUUUUCGUAGAGCAUGUGGUAUUAAUGGUAACGAUAAUGAUGAUGAUCAUGAUCAUGGUAAGGAGGAAAAGGAGAAGAGGUUAGAGGUAAUGUUAAUAGACUUUGGCAUGAUGAGAUACACGUCGCCAUCCAUUGACCUUUCGACUUUUCUCUACCUCAGUGUCUUCUCAGAGGACAGGAAAAAUAGGUUCGAUGAGAUAUUCCGAGCUUAUCACGACGCACUACUGGAUUAUCUUGGGAAAGCUGGGUUAAUUGACCUAGGCCGGUACUCUUCCGAGAAGAUGCUCGAGGAUUAUAAGCGACGGGCUGCUUACGGAUUUAUUGUUGCAUUAUACUUUCUGCCCGUUUUGCACGGGCUCUGUGAUGACCCAGAUCGAAACAAUGAGGCUGCAGUGCCGGAUGGGAGAGAGUUCGGAUUGAUUGCAAAGCUCGCGGGUGGUGAUGCUAUGUCAGCUGUGUUUGGUGAUAUGUUGCUUGAAUUAAGAGACACUGGCUGCUUAGAUCAUCUUCUUUAAUUUUAUUACAUUGAAUAUGGAUAAGAGGAAUUGUAUAAAUUUAUUGAUGUAUAUGUGAAUAAUAAAUCAUGAUUUUAUUUAGAAUGUUAGAAUUUUUGGGCGCUAGAAA